Molecule: messenger RNA, 1276 nt
Organism: Centruroides sculpturatus (bark scorpion)
Lineage: Eukaryota; Metazoa; Arthropoda; Arachnida; Scorpiones; Buthidae
Product: ras-related protein Rab-10-like
Exons: 7
Coding region: 76-681 (201 amino acids)
Biological process (GO): cellular response to insulin stimulus
Cellular component (GO): recycling endosome; Golgi apparatus; insulin-responsive compartment
Molecular function (GO): GTP binding; GTPase activity
Source: RefSeq, a predicted model, not a curated record
AGAAGAAGAAUUAUUUAAUAUUUUAAGGUGUGGCGCUUCAAUCAACGUCCAUAUUGAAACAAGUGGGAAGAAGGGAUGGCGAAAAAGUCCUAUGAUUUGCUCUUUAAAUUAUUAUUAAUCGGCGAUUCUGGUGUCGGUAAAACGUGUAUAUUAUUCAGGUUUUCGGACGAUGCUUUUAAUACAACGUUUAUAUCGACGAUAGGUAUUGACUUCAAAAUCAAAACAAUAGAAUUAAAAGGAAAGAAAAUAAAAUUACAAAUAUGGGAUACAGCAGGUCAAGAGAGAUUUCAUACAAUCACUACAUCUUACUACAGAGGUGCAAUGGGUAUAAUGCUAGUUUAUGAUAUUACUAAUCCAAAGAGCUUUGAUAAUAUUGCUAAAUGGUUACGGAAUAUAGAUGAACAUGCAAAUGAAGAUGUUGAGAAAAUGCUAUUAGGUAACAAAUGUGACAGAGAUAAUGAAAGAAUGAUUCGAAAGGAAAGAGGAGAAACUAUAGCAAGAGAACAUGGCAUAAGAUUUCUAGAAACAAGUGCAAAAGCAAAUAUAAAUAUUGAACAAGCUUUUACAGAAUUAGCAGAAGCUAUAUUAAAUAAACAAAUGGCUGGAAAGGAACAGUCUGAAUUUCCAGAUAAAGUCCGUGUAUCUCCUCCAGAUGGAAAGUCUGGAGUUAAAUGUUGUUAAGAUGUAGCUCUUAGACCUCAAGAUUCAUUGCCAAUUAAUGUGAAUGGAAUGCAGUUUUUAAAUAGUGAUUUGUUAAUAUACUCUUAAACUAUGAUACUGCAGUUGUACAGUUGUCAUGCAGAUUAUCAAUGGAAUCCAUUAAAAGUUGUGCCUGACAAUGGAGAAGUGCUCAUAAAUUGUAACAUUGGUAUAUAAUUUGUGGAGUCAAAAGAAAUCCUCCCUAAAAAAAUUUUAAAUGAAUCAAGACAUACGAACAGAAAGGUAAUUCUUAGUUAAGAAACUUAAUUUUCAACUGAAUACACUCGACCAAUUUUUUCCCUCUUCUCUAAAAGUACAGAAAUGUUUAUUUUCUAGUAUCGUCCUUCAAAGCAUUUUAGCUAAUUAAUGAAUGAGAAAAACAUGCAAUUUGUAUUAUUGUAUAUUUUUAAUGACUGUUUGCAUUGCCUUAUUCUUUUAUCUACUAAGAAAUUUUUCAAGUGUUAUGAAAGGAAAAUAUCACAUGAUCGUGACUAUUUGUUUUCGAAUUUUCAAAUGUAAUACUUGUAAAAUGUCAGUUUGUUUACAAUAAAACGACAGUUUUGUAAUCCAUCUAAAA